CUUCUUCCAAUCACACCAACACUCAAUCAUCUGUACAAGAAGAGUUUGUUUUAACUAAGUCGAUCAUUCAUACACAAAUGGCCUCUUCGUCUCCAAUUUUCCUAGCCUUGUUCGUUUUUCUUCCUCUUUUGAUCGGAAGUUCCGAAGCUAAUUUCUACUAUGAAUCUUGCCCACAACUGCUUUCAACAGUUAGAGGAGUGGUACAAGCAGCCAUUAACAAAGAGGCUCGAAUGGGUGCCUCGUUGCUUCGCCUUCAUUUUCAUGACUGCUUUGUCAAUGGUUGUGAUGCAUCAAACUUGCUUGAUGAUUCAUCUUCUUUCAAGAGCGAAAAAGGCGCAGCCCCAAACCGAAACUCAGCAAGAGGAUUUGAAGUCAUUGAUCAAAUUAAGUCCGCGGUUGAGAAAGUCUGCCCUGGUGUAGUUUCUUGUGCUGAUAUUUUAGCAAUUACUGCAAGAGAUUCAGUUGUUAUUCUUGGAGGGCCUGAAUGGGAAGUGAAGCUUGGUAGAAGAGAUUCUUUGACGGCCUAUUUUGCAUUGGCCAACGCCACCAAUACAAUUCCAGCUGCAAAUGCUAGCCUUAGUGCUCUCCUCUCUAGCUUCCAAAACCAUGGACUUUCUACAAGGGACUUGGUUGCCUUGUACGGGGCCCACACAAUCGGUGUAGCAAGGUGCACAAACAUUAGGCAGCACAUAUACCAGGACAAGAAUAUUGAUACAUCAUUUGCAAGAUCAAACCAAGGAAAGUGUCCACAAAAGAAUGGAAAUGGUGACAAUAACUUAGCACCCUUAGAUGCUCAAACUCCCACAAGAUUUGACAACAGUUAUUUCAAGACCCUUGUUAACAAACAAGCAAUUCUUCAUUCAGAUCAAGAGUUAUACAAUGGAGGAACAACUGAUAUGCUUGUUCGAACCUAUGCUUCAAACCCUAAUGCUUUCCUCUCCGAUUUUACCGCCUCGAUUAUUAAGAUGGGUGACAUCAAGGUUCUUACUGGUUCACAAGGGCAGAUUAGGAAGAACUGCAGGAGAUUGAACUAAUCUAAGGAUUGUUUCAAUUAUUUGUUCGAGUUUUGUGGUGUUAUAUAUGCUAAUAUGCUUUUACUUUGCUUUAAUUUAGAGUUACUGUUUUCGGUUUUCUCUAUGUUUUUUUUUUACUACUCCGUACUUAUUUGUCUUGUAAGAGAUAUCGUAAUGUUUGGUGGUGCAUACAAUGUUAUAAAGCAUCUACGUACAAGUUUUAUUGAA
This is a messenger RNA of Spinacia oleracea (spinach), 1241 nucleotides long. RefSeq names its product peroxidase 4. Lineage: Eukaryota; Viridiplantae; Streptophyta; Magnoliopsida; Caryophyllales; Amaranthaceae. Gene Ontology annotation, biological process: hydrogen peroxide catabolic process; response to oxidative stress. The transcript is spliced from 4 exons. The record is from RefSeq and is a predicted model, not a curated record. Gene Ontology annotation, molecular function: heme binding; peroxidase activity. The coding region runs from base 78 to 1034 and encodes 318 amino acids.